Populus trichocarpa (black cottonwood) is the source of this 1342-nucleotide messenger RNA. Its product is annotated as rRNA-processing protein EFG1. Bases 101 to 1126 code for a protein of 341 amino acids. The transcript has 8 exons. The record is from RefSeq and is a predicted model, not a curated record. Gene Ontology annotation, cellular component: nucleolus; preribosome, small subunit precursor. Lineage: Eukaryota; Viridiplantae; Streptophyta; Magnoliopsida; Malpighiales; Salicaceae. Gene Ontology annotation, biological process: maturation of SSU-rRNA from tricistronic rRNA transcript (SSU-rRNA, 5.8S rRNA, LSU-rRNA).
GCGAAAGGAUCCCAAAUCUUUGUCGAGCGAGUAAACGAGAAUAAACAAAACAGAAGAGGGGAGGGGGGGAAGGGAGGCAUAUCAACUUUCGAACAGCAACAUGGCCCAUGGUGGCUAUGGCAAACGAAGAGUGGCUGAGCGCAAACCCCCUGUAGGUCGCCGUUCCAAAGGAUUAGGCGUAGACAAGAAGCCUAAACAAAAGCCCAAAUCCGUCUCUAUCAAGAACCAAAUCCGCUCUAUAGAUCGCAUGCUCCGCAAGGAACUUCCACUUCAAGUAAGAGAAGCUCAAGAAAAGAGGUUAGAGGAGUUGAAGAAGCAACAAGAAAUUCAUACUCGUUUGGCUCUUGAACGCAAGAUUUUCUUGCGAGAUCGGAAGAUUAAGUUUUUUGAGAGAAGAAAGAUAGAUAGAAGAAUACGACGUCUUGAGAAACUGCUGCGCGCUUCAUCUGGUCAGCUACCCCAAGAUGCUGAUGUUGCUGACCAGCUUUCUAAAUUGAAAGAAGAUCUUGAAUAUGUUAGGUUUUUCCCCAAGACCGAGAAAUAUGUAUCUUUAUUUACUGGAGGUGAUGAUUCAGACAUAGUGGAUAGGAGAAAUAGAUUGCGCGAGCAGAUUAAAGCCAACUUAGUUGCUGCUGCAGCCAGCGGCAAGGAUUUGGAAGAGACAGGGAGUGAGGAUGAUGGUCUUUUGGAUCUGAGUGAAGACGAUUUCUUUUUAGCUGAAACCUCGAGUGAUGAAGCUGAUGCAGAUGAUGAAUGGACAGAUAAAAGUACAAGGGAACAAGCUUCUAGUGCUUCUGGCAAAGCAGCAUCUGGAAUGUCAAGCGAUGAAAGGAAUCAGACAGCUGCCAGAGCUCUAAUGCCUCCUCCUCGGCCUUCAAAUAAUUUGCAAGCAAAUCCAGUGCAUGCUCAAUCAAGGUUUGGAGCUUCAUCAAGCAAAAAUUCAUGGAAACAGAGGGCUGGAAUUUCUACAUCUAGUAAUACAUCAAGUAGCAUAAGUGGAUCUGCCUUUAGGGCAGGGGGUUCUUCAAGUACAAGGACAGGCCACAGCAGUAAUCUAAGUUCAAAUUCCGAUGCUCAUAAACCCCGAAGGAAGAGGAGGCCAAAGAAGAAAAAGCAACAGGCCUGAAGUGGAUGAAACCAGCACGCAUGUAACUUCACUAUAAUCAAUUUAAUUAGCUUGUCAUCAUUUAUCUAUGAAAUUCUUUUGCAGAUCUGUUAUAACCGCCAAAUAUUUUUCAUAUCAACAAACAGUUGGGAAUCUGUUGUUUUUUCUUUUUGAAUGUUAACUUGGCCCAAUGUCUCUGGAAUGCUAGCGUUAUUUGAGAAUUCUUUCCGACAGAAA